CACUUCUCUCUGAGAAGAGCAUUUGUUUGAGUUUGGAGACCGAGGAUUGCUUGAAUCACGGACUAUCAUCUUAAAAAUUAAAAAAGAAACUCACCAAACUAGUGGUUUGCAGUUGGGUGAAAAAGGAUUGAAGCUUAAAUAAACAAAAGCUUCUGCGUCAGAAAUCUAGAAAGGAAACAACAACAAUCCCUACGAUGAAAAUUCGAGUGGUUCAGAUCUGGGGGUUCCUGAUGACGGUACUGGGUUGGAUCUUCGUGGCCUGCACUAUGGCAAUGGAGGGCUGGAAGAUUGCCUCCGUUGGGGGCAUGGGAGGUUCGGCUGUCAUCAAGGUAGCCUGGCACUGGACUAGUCUGUGGAGAUCUUGUUUUACAGACUCAACUGCUGUCACCAACUGUUAUGAUUUCCCUGUACUCUGGUCUGUGGAAGACUAUGUCCAAAUAGUGCGAGCCCUGUUGAUGUCGGCUCUUUCUGUAGGCAUGCUGGGGUUUGUACUUAGUCUUUUGGGUAUGGAGUGCACCUACAUUGGAGGAAAAGUACAAUCAAAAUACAAGAAGAUCUACAUCGGUGGAUGUUGCCACAUCAUCAGUGGAGUGCUGUCCACAUCUGGGUAUGGUGUCUAUGCACAGUAUGUCUAUGCAAUACAUAUUGACCCUGGCCCCACUGGACUCCAGUUUAACCUUGGCACCCCAAUAUUUCUCGGCUGGGUGGGUUCAGCCUUUCACAUCACUGGUGGUGCCUUCUAUCUAUGGUCAGUGUGCACACCGCUCUGUGGAGGAGAGAAAAAGGUGAUUGUCAAGGGACUGCCAGACCCAUUGCAAAAGAAGUCCACCACAUCUCUGUCCACAGUGUCGGAGAUCACAUCCAAGACCAAACUGUCCUCUAUUUCUGAACUAUUAUCAAGGUCUGAGGGCUCAGAUUUAUCUAGCAUUGCCUCAAGAUCCAGACGCACGGCCAAGUCAAGGCGUUCCACCCAGUCAGAAAGGUCUGAAAGGGUUGAGCUGAAGACAGAUUUAGGAUCAAGAUCAGGAUCUGGGUCACAGUCUGGCCUGUCUUCAAGGUCCAGCCUAUCAAGUCUGUCAGAAGUGAGGAGUGGCAGGAACAGCCAGAGAAGCAGGGCACAAACUUCCAUGUCAGGCACUUUAGGGAGUGAGAUUGCACCAUUUGUCAAAAACUCUUAUAUUUGAAAUAUGAAUUAUUAGGUGUAAAAAAAACUUCAGAGCAUGUGAUGACCAAGCAGUCAGAUGCUUCAAGAUUUUAAUAUGUGACGGUAUAAAUUGCAUUCAGUUGUCUGUUUUGUAUUAAUUAAAGUGUCUGACAAAUGUUUUAUUGGAUUUUUUUCUCUCAGAUUUGUAAGGUUGUUGUUUCCACACAUCAACUUCUAAAAAAGAUGGAAGACUUUAGGUAACCUUUGAGACAGCAAAUAAAACCCCACCAGUCUAAUCAGGUCAAGCUGACUGUAAACAAAAAGACUCGAAGAAGACUAAAGCAAAUGGCUUGUGUCUUUUAAUAUCUUAUCAUUGCUGGUGUACUGCAUAUAUUUACCAAAUGAAAGGGAUGUGGAGGAGACUGGGUCAGAUCCAGGGGCUACUGCUUAGCAUACUAGGCUGGAUUUUUGUGGGUUGCACACUUGCUAUGGGCCACUGGAGGUAGGCUGAUCAUUCAUCUACAGCUAGAGAUUUCUGAUGGACAGAAAAGAAAAAGUGUAGACUGUUAGAUUUUGUUAAAUAAGCUUGUGCUUCUUCCUACUCCUUUUUGAAAAUGUAAGUUAUAAUUAUUAUUGCUUUGUUUUCCUUUUGUUUUGCUUUGUUUGUCUUUUUCCCUCUUUUGUUGUUGUUACUAUUUUAACAUGUUCAAA
Molecule: messenger RNA, 1855 nt
Organism: Oreochromis aureus
Lineage: Eukaryota; Metazoa; Chordata; Actinopteri; Cichliformes; Cichlidae
Gene: cldn10e
Product: claudin 10e
Exons: 5
Coding region: 195-1184 (329 amino acids)
Biological process (GO): cell adhesion; bicellular tight junction assembly
Cellular component (GO): plasma membrane; bicellular tight junction
Molecular function (GO): structural molecule activity
Source: RefSeq, a predicted model, not a curated record